AUUAAAGCAAAAUAAAUAUUCAAGAUGGCGCUCAAGAAAGCUGUCAACGAUAAGAUUAUGCAAGAUGUGAUUCAGUCUGCAAAGAAAGAUGGUGAGUGGAGAGUGCUGAUUGUGGAUCAGCUGAGUAUGAGGAUGAUUUCCUCCUGCUGUAAGAUGCACGAGAUCAUGUCCGAGGGAAUAACAUUGGUAGAGAACAUCAACAAGCGUCGAGAGCCAUUACCUAGACUUGAGUCUAUUUACCUCAUAACACCAACUGAGAAGUCGAUACGGGCGCUCAUGCAAGACUUCUGGAACCCUAACAAUGUGCAGUACAAGUGUGCACAUGUUUACUUCACUGAGGCAUGUCCAGAUGAGCUAUUUAAUGAACUCUGCAAGAGCACCAGUGCUAAGUUCAUCAAGACUUUGAAAGAAAUCAACAUUGCUUUCCUUCCAUACGAGAGCCAGGUGUACUCACUGGAUUCCCAGGAAACAUUCCAGUUCUACUACAACCCUACCCGAGCAUCCGGGCGCACCAUCAACCUGGAGAGAUGUGCCGAACAGAUAGCCACACUAUGUGCUACACUCGGGGAGUAUCCAGCGGUCCGAUACAGAUGUGAGUAUGACAGGAAUGCAGAGUUUGCCCAGCUGGUACAACAGAAGCUGGAUGCUUACCGGGCUGAUGACCACACAAUGGGAGAGGGACCACAGAAGGACAGGUCCCAACUUGUGAUCAUUGACCGCGGGUUUGACCCUAUCUCCCCACUGCUCCAUGAGUUGACCCUACAGGCCAUGGCGUAUGACCUGUUACCUAUAGAGAAUGAUGUAUACAAGUAUGAGAACACAUCUGGCAAUGAAGUGAACGAGAAAGAAGUUCUGUUGGAUGAAAAUGAUGAGCUGUGGUCGGAGUUAAAACACCAACACAUUGCUAUUGUGUCUACACAAGUAACCAAGCAACUAAAACACUUUGCUGAUUCAAAGAGGAUGACAUCUAGCCAGAAAGCCAACCUACGGGACCUCUCCCAGAUGGUGAAACAGAUGCCACAGUACCAAAAGGAGCUGAACAAAUAUGCUACACAGCUCCACCUGGCUGAAGACUGUAUGAAGGUGUUCCAGCGACACGUUGAUAAGCUUUGUAAAGUAGAACAGGACCUGGCCAUGGGUACAGAUGCCGAGGGGGAGAAGAUAAAGGACCACAUGCGCAACAUCGUCCCCAUUCUGCUGGACCAAAAUAUCACCGCGUACGACAAAAUACGCAUAAUACUGCUCUACAUUAUCCAUAAAGGGGGCAUUUCCGAGGAGAACUUGGCCAAGCUUGUACAACAUGCCCAGAUUCCGGUGGAAGAGAAGUUCAUUAUUAACAACAUGCAAAACCUUGGAGUACCCAUUAUCUCUGAUAGUGACAAAGGAGGUAAAGUUAAUUUAGGUCUUAUCCCGGACACGUACGGUACGUUUCCAGCCAGUGUUGCCCAGGUUUUCGAUGAGAGCGGUAAGAAAAAGUCAGCCCAGCCAUAUCAUCAGUAUAACAGGAAGGAGCGCACGUCUGAACACACGUACCAGAUGUCACGAUGGACGCCGUAUAUUAAGGACAUUAUGGAGGAAGCUGUAGAUGAGAAGUUGAGCACACGUCAGUAUCCGUUUCUGUCUGGUGGGGCAGCUCCAAGGACAGGCUACAGACCACCAAUUAGCGCCAAGUCAACGGGUUCCGCAAGUGCAAGAUAUGGCCACUGGCACAAGGACAAGGGUCAGGCUAACUACAAGAGUGGACCAAGGCUGAUUAUCUUCAUCAUCGGUGGUACCUGCUACUCCGAGCUCAGAUGUGCUUAUGAAGUCACACAGGCAGUGAAGAAUUGGGAGGUUCUGAUUGGGUCCACCCAUAUAUUAUCUCCGGAGGGCUUCUUGGGUGACUUACGAGAGCUGAGCAGUUAAACUCUUCAUGAGUGAAAGAGGAUACCAACAUAACACUGAACUAUGCUACUACACAAGACAUAUGGUCAUGUCAUACUAUGUGUUGUUAUAAUUAUGUAGAAGUGUAUUGCCGUAGAACCAAGUCUUUAACAGGCAUAUGUAAAAACACAGGAGCAUUUUAAAGGGAGAAAAAUGUGACAAGAAGACUCUUAUUUAUUCAGAAUGUAUGCAAGAUUUUUGUAAAUUUGUUGACUGUUUAAAGAAGGAAGUGUGUAAACCAUUUUAUAUUGCAAGAUUAUAUGGCCGUUGUUUACUCUUGUCAUUUUAAACGUAGAAAUAGUCAGAAGUUUGAAUAUUGUCUCAUACAUUGCUACAUAACUUUUGUCUAAUAAAUGACAUCUGACAUAACUUAAUUAAUGCUGCUUGUCUCCUUUUCCAGCUUAUGUUUGUCACUUCUUACCUAUUGAGUUCUAGUUUGUCACUUCUUACCUAUUGAGUUCUAGUUUGUCACUUCUUACCUAUUGAGUUCUAGUUUGUCACUUCUUACCUAUUGAGUUCUAGUUUGUCACUUCUUACCUAUUGAGUUCUAGUUUGUCACUUCUUACCUAUUGAGUUCUAGUUUGUCACUUCUUACCUAUUGAGUUCUAGUUUGUCACUUCUUACCUAUUGAGUUCUAGUUUGUCACUUCUUACCUAUUGAGUUCUAGUUUGUCACUACUUCUGGAGAACUUGAUAGCAGCUUGCAUUUGUAUAUGUAGUUAUUCCAUUCUUACACUAGGGUGACAAGUUAUAACACUAUGGUGACGAGUUUUGGGUUACACACAAAUUUGAUCAAUGUUUCUUUUUAAAGUCUUGUGAAAGUCCCAGGUUAGUUUUCUUAUCAAACUUUCUUGAGUGCAAAGAAAUAUUUCAAAAGAUUUGUUGAAUUUCAGUGUCUGUUAAUUGGAUUUCUGUUGCAUUGGCUUUAAAGGAAGUGUUUUUUAUCAGGUGUUGAUGUGUGUUCUUAUAAAAUUAUCUUAAUAUCUUUCAUUAUGUAUGACCAAAGUUUUUGCAAAUGUCUAGAACUGUGUUAUUAUGGUUAUUGAAAGGGACCAAUUUGUUUAUAAAUCUUAUUGAAUGUAUACAAUAUACUAGUAGGAAAGUUGUAUAAGUAGUCAUCAAUUGUCACUAACAUUUACUGUUGAUAUAUCAUAAGCAUAUGUACAAACAUUUGUUGUUUUUUAUUUUAAUGUUUUUUUAUGUAAAGUGUAUUUUCCAAUGAUAAUUAUCACUGUUAGUCUUUUUGUUAUUUAUGUGUAGAAGUGUAUGAAGUUGUUUUUGUAGAAUUGUUAUACAUGUGCAGUAGGUCAUAUAUUAUUAUAAUGACUGGAGUUUGAAAGUUGAUGUACUUACAUAUUGUAUUUUGAAACUGUCUUUGUCAAUGUAUAUCUUGUACAAGUCCUAUUAAGCCUAUUUAUAGCAACUCUCAUUAUCGUGGCUGUUACAAAGCAGUGUUUUAGUGUGUGAAUGAUUAUUUCAGUGAUAUUCUAUGCAUUUAUUCAUAUUCAUUUUUAUGCCAGGGACAUAAGAGCAAUGUAUAAAAUAUUUAGCCAUCAUCUCGAAGACCUGUUAAAACAUAUUCUGAAUUAAGGAAGUUACAUAGCAGUAUGAGAUAUGACAUUAUAUUCAAAUCGAUUCAAGAUGCAAUAUAAAAAGAAGAAACCCUUUAAAUUGAAUGACACUUGCAUAUGCAUAAACUGCCAAUAUGGAAAUAUUUGUCUCAGAAGCCAGAAAGCCAACUCCAGUAUACAAGUCCAUCAUAUGAGUGAGUGUAGAACAGAUAAACAGAUGUGCUUAUUCAGGGGUGAGAAAGGGUCAGAGAAAAUUAACUUAAUGUGGAGGGUAGAGCUAGGCCUGGGGUUCUGGAAAGCCCCUUGCUGGGGGACCUGGGAAGCCCCUUGAUGGGAGUCAUAGGAAGCCCCUUGCUGGGGGUCACUUAGUGAAGCCCCUUGUAGCUCCUUGAUUUUAGCAUUUUAAUCUGUUAUACACUCAUUGAUAUGUCUUUAGAAGUACAUGAAGUCCUUCUAUUAACAAUGUUAUUACUAGCUGUUUACAAUAUGUAUCUGAUAUUUUGGUGUGGCUUUAAUGUAUGUACUUUACACAUCACCGUCAUAAUACAUGUGAUCAGAAGUACAUAUGUAGUUGAAGAGUUAUGCCCCAACAGCACCUAGAUAUCAGCUUAUAUCCAUGUAGCUUACUUAAACUUAAUUAUAUCUCUAAGUUAACCUUAAAACUAUGUCCAGGUAGGAAAAUAGAGACGAUAAAGUGAUCUUAACAAUUGUUGCAACAAUAUUUUAGUUGAUUAAACAAUGAUAUCCUUAAUGUAUUCCUACUGAUGUGUGUUUCUAUGGAUAGUUAGUGCUUAUGUAAAUCUGAUUGUGAAAUGUUAACCUUUCUCGUAGGGAGUGUGCAAUAUGUAUAGUUUUUCACUGUCAAGUUUUUGACAAAGUUUACUAAAUGUUACUCCAGACCAGUUGCAGGCUUGGCAACAUACCCGUUAGUUAUGCACUCGCUUUUAGGCACUUUCUCAAGUAAUAACUGUACUUAAAAGUAUAAUUGUAUAUUUUGAUUUAAAGGGAAUCUCUCAUAGAUAUGCAAAUAAUGUAUCAACGUUUGGCGAAAUGUUUCCCAGGCCCCAAUGACAGUAUUGCAAAUAGUCUAAAUUUCUAUCAAAUUACUGUUCCCAAAUCUUGUCCUUGUUUUUUUCCAUUCUGUUUCUAGUGCAAUUUGGAUUAAAAACUGGCCAAUCUACAUUCAUUCAUCAACCCUAUCACAGGACAACACUGCAGGUUUUCCUGAUAAAUUUAAAACAUGCUUCCAAGUAGUGCUGAUGAUGCCUACUGCAAUAUUGGUAUAUUUUGGCUUCGAUCAGCUUAGGUCAGAAAAAAAGUGUUUUAUUGUUGAUAUAAUGGAUACCACUUUUUGUGCAAAUCUAUGAGAGUCCUUUUUAGUCUAAAAAAGAAGCAUGAAUAAGUCCAUAACAUGACUUCUAUUUAAAAUGUAUUUCUCAUCUUAUUAUCCAUAUCUAAAUCCCAAUGAUUUUAUGUUGGCUAUGUACGAGUUGUAUACAGAGACCAAUUUUUGUAACCAUCCAGGUAGCUGUACAGUUUCAUUCAAACUGGCCAACAACUGUUUUCUACUCAUAGUCUAUUAGUUCCAUUUAUCUUGAGUAGUGCUUAAAAGGAAGAUGACUGAUAUUAAGAACAUGGCAUUAGAACAAUUUAAGGUGUAGUCUUCUGGAUGGUUUUUCCAAUAUAAUAGUGUUUAUAUAUUGGUCUUACACAAUAAUAUUAUUAUGUUUAAACCAGAUGUAUCCCGACAUGUUCUUACAACGUUUAUUAUGCUUGUUUAUUCACCUUAAUAAAUUUUACAAAAAAUC
Messenger RNA from Mya arenaria, 5301 nucleotides. Its product is annotated as syntaxin-binding protein 1-like. Gene Ontology annotation, molecular function: syntaxin binding. Gene Ontology annotation, cellular component: plasma membrane; secretory granule. The record is from RefSeq and is a predicted model, not a curated record. NCBI's taxonomy places the organism in Eukaryota, Metazoa, Mollusca, Bivalvia, Myida, Myidae. The transcript has 18 exons. The coding region runs from base 25 to 1905 and encodes 626 amino acids. Gene Ontology annotation, biological process: neurotransmitter secretion; vesicle-mediated transport; intracellular protein transport.